AUGGCGGAAGAGGACCGCGUCGAUGUCUCCAAGGAAGUCAAUCCACCGGCCCCGGCACAUUCUCAGCCGCCCCUGACGCGUGCUCCACCACCUUUGACUCCCGCGGGCGUACUUCCGGCGUAUUCGGGCGCCCCUUCUACGCAUCUCCCGCCCCCAACGUCUUCAGGGGCGCUUCUUCUGCGAGCCUCACUAACGUCGCCCGCCUCCGACGACCACGCCCGCAUCGCAGCACUUAAGGGCACGAUCAACCAGUUAGCUGCAAGCAUGACCACCAACAUGGCGGAACUAUUCGCCCUACUCAGGGGACCGAACCGCGCAUCCUCAAGCUCUACACCACCUCCGGGACAAGGACCAACGGUCGACCCAACGUCUUGGAUUCCGCCAACCCAAGUUCCGGAAAGCACUGAUGCUCCCGCACUGCCAACGACGCACACGGCCGCGGCCCACCCAUUUACCAUCCCCUUUCCACCACCACCGGCCCCCGCAGCCGUCCCUCUACCACCGACAGCGUUCCUCACUUCGGAUCAGGCCAUGUCUGCACCCCCACCUGUUCCCAUGCCGGCCCCAGCCGCAGUCUAUACCACCCCUCCGUCGAUGGUUUUUCUAGCGCCAAGCGCACCUACUCCAACUCACCCUCAAGUUGCGGAACUCCCUCCUACCCGCCUCUACAACCUCACACCAACUUCCCCUACCAAGCACCGCCGCCCAUAA
This is a messenger RNA of Punica granatum (pomegranate), 711 nucleotides long. The record is from RefSeq and is a predicted model, not a curated record. NCBI's taxonomy places the organism in Eukaryota, Viridiplantae, Streptophyta, Magnoliopsida, Myrtales, Lythraceae.